GUCCGUCUCCUCUCACUCCGCUUCCCUUCCUUCUCCCCCACCCGUUCAACCUAUCACAUCCUCCUCGUCCACUCCUGCCUCCAGCCCACCAUCGGCGACAUCUCCCCCAUUCUCACUUUCCUCGACCUCAUGUCCUCCUCCGGUUUCCCCCCGGACUCAUCCUCCGCCGAUCUCGCCAUUCGCGCACUCUGCUCCGCUUCCCGCGAGGACGACGCCGCUAAUCUCCUCCUCCGCAAUUCCUCCCUCCAUCCCGAUCCCUUCACUUACAACUUCCUCGUCGGCCGCCUCGCUAAAACCCUCUCCCUCUCCGUUGUCUACUCGUUCAUCGAAGACCUCCGCAAUUCCGCCAAUAUUCUCCCUGAUCGCAUCACCUACACUAUCCUCAUCGAUUCAGUCUGCCGUAGCCGCAACCUCCGGGAAGCCACGCGCCUGCUCAGCGUUCUGAAGCAUUCCGGCAUCAAGCCGGAUUCCUAUCUUUACAACAACAUCAUGAAAGCUUACUGCAUGUUGGACCAGUGCGGGGAGGUGAUGGACGUCUACAACAAAAUGAAGGAUGAAGGAAUCGAGCCGGAUCUCGUCACAUAUAACACGUUAAUCUAUGGAUUAUCUAACGGAAUGUGUAGGAAAGGAGACACUUUGGGGGCUUUAAAAUUGCUUGGGGAGAUGGAGGAGAGGGGUUGCAGCCCUAAUGAGUUUACCUACAAUGCUCUGCUUAUGGGGCUCUGCAAGGCUGGGAGCCUAGAUAAGGGUGUUCUGUUGUACAAAACAAUGACUGAUGGGGGAAUGAAGCUGGAGAGUCCCACUUAUGCGACUUUUUUGAGGUCUCUGUGUAGGGGGAAUAAGAUUGCAGCAGCCUAUGAGGUGUUUGAUUAUGCGAGGGAGAGCAAGAGUUUGAGUGAUGAAGCUGCUUAUUCAGCAUUGGAAAGUUCACUAAAGAGAAUAAAGUAGUUUCAGGCAUGGCAAAGGUAAGUUACGGUUUUGAAACGUUGGUUGGUUUAAAAAAUUGAAUUUUUAGGGGCACUUAUAUGCACAACUCACAACUCUUAUGCAUUUACAUAUUUCACACCUAAACUUUCAUAU
Molecule: messenger RNA, 1080 nt
Organism: Phalaenopsis equestris
Lineage: Eukaryota; Viridiplantae; Streptophyta; Magnoliopsida; Asparagales; Orchidaceae
Product: pentatricopeptide repeat-containing protein At2g17670-like
Exons: 2
Coding region: 130-948 (272 amino acids)
Molecular function (GO): protein binding
Source: RefSeq, a predicted model, not a curated record